AAUGCUUACGAAGUAUUGUUAUAAACAUUAAAUAAUUUAGCGUUAAUUUAAUUUUUCAUGAAAUAAAACGUUGGCAACAUUUGCAUUUGUGCACACCCGUGUUUCCAGCACGUGUGAUUGUUUUGUUUUUACAUUUACAAUGGAUCAAGAUAUCCCUGAACUGGUUGAUGAGGAGCACAACGAUGCGUGUGCCAAUGGGGCUAGUGGUAGCGAUGACGAUGAUGAUUUCUACGAAGUUGAUAUGGGAAUGGAAGCAGUCCAAUGUUUAUUUUGUGAAGAGCAAUUACCAUGUGUAGAAAAAGGAUUGGAACAUUUAAAGCAGGGACACAGUGUUGAUUUUCAAAUAUUGAAAAGUAAAUUCCAUAUGGAUCAGUACGCAUUUAUUAAGCUUAUAAAUUGUAUACGUUGCGAGGAAGUACCAGCGAAAAAAGUUUUAGCAGCGGAUAUACCCUUUUGGAAUGAUGAAAAAUACUUAAAAGCGCGAGAGUACGAAGCGUGGCUUAGUUAUGAUUAUGAUGAAAUGCCGAGAGCAGCUGCGAUAGAUAACGAUGGCGCUACUAAAAAUGAUUUAUUAUCAACUAUAAAAUCUUUACAAGAGAAAGUUAAAGAACAAGAACUUUUGCUGGAACAAGCAAGAGAGGAUAUGACCAAAAUGCGUGUAAGUUUUCAACGACUUUUGGACAAUGAACCAACGCCAACAACGAAUGAGCGAAAUAGAAAACUAAAAGCACCCAAUUCAGUAGCAUCCCUUUCGUUGGAAGCCGAUAGUAGUUAUUUCAGUAGCUACGCACAUUUCGGCAUACACCAUGAAAUGUUGUCCGAUGUAGUUCGCACCACAAGUUACCGUGACGCUUUAAUAUUGAAUAAAGAAUAUGUACACGGUAAGGAUGUGCUUGAUGUUGGUUGCGGCACCUCAAUAUUGUCAAUUUUCGCAUCGCAGGCAGGAGCCAAAAGCGUAGUUGGUAUAGAUAAUUCCGAUAUAAUAUAUAGCGCAAUGGAUAUUGUGAAGCGAAAUAAUAUUAACAAUGUAACAUUGGUGAAAGGGCGUUUGGAAGACACUAAUCUUCCACAGGAAAAAUUCGACAUAAUCAUUUCAGAAUGGAUGGGAUAUUUCCUACUAUUUGAAGGCAUGUUGGAUAGUGUCAUUUAUGCGCGUGAUACACAUCUUAAACCGGAUGGUAUUUUGCUGCCUAACCGUUGUACAAUGAGCAUAGUUGGCUAUGGAAGUGAGUCACUCUACAAAGACCAAGUGACAUACUGGGACAAUGUGUACGGUUUAAAUAUGUCAAAUAUGCGUAAAGAGGUACUACAUGAACCACUUAUUGAUGUGGUAGAUGCCGGACAUAUUCUCACUGAAGCAAAUAUUGUAGCCGAUUUGAAUCUACUGAAAGUUGAUUUGAACUAUUCAAACUUCACGUAUUCCUUUGAUCUGAAAUGUAUCAAAAGUGGCGAGUUAUCUGCAUUUGUGGGCUACUUUGACACAUUUUUCGAUCUUCCUGUGCCAGUGAUGUUUAGCACAUCGCCCAACAGUAAACCCACUCAUUGGAAACAAGUUGUAUUCUUUUUAGAGAAAACGCAAAAAAUAGCAGUUGGUGAUACGGUUAAGGGGAUCAUUGUAUGUCGUCGAAGCCGGAAUAGCGCUCGAUCUUUAGACAUAACGAUCGAAUCUUUUGGAAACAAAUGCACCUACUAUUUGGAUUAAUUUUCUAAGCAUCAAUGUUGAAAACAUAUUUAUAAUAUUCCGAAUUAUUGAAAAUAAACUUUGAAUACCAUACAA
Molecule: messenger RNA, 1777 nt
Organism: Zeugodacus cucurbitae (melon fly)
Lineage: Eukaryota; Metazoa; Arthropoda; Insecta; Diptera; Tephritidae
Gene: Art3
Product: protein arginine N-methyltransferase 1
Exons: 5
Coding region: 140-1702 (520 amino acids)
Biological process (GO): peptidyl-arginine methylation
Cellular component (GO): nucleus
Molecular function (GO): protein-arginine N-methyltransferase activity
Source: RefSeq, a predicted model, not a curated record